This is a messenger RNA of Chiloscyllium plagiosum (whitespotted bambooshark), 1114 nucleotides long. The record is from RefSeq and is a predicted model, not a curated record. NCBI's taxonomy places the organism in Eukaryota, Metazoa, Chordata, Chondrichthyes, Orectolobiformes, Hemiscylliidae.
UACGUGGGGCAAUCGUACGUUCUGCAUCGUAAUCAGUAAAGGGCAGGAAAUGAAGGCGUUUAUCGAUUUGCAAACUGAAGCUCCCUCCAAGAGGGAAUUUCAAACAGGAUGGAAGGAAGGGACAGGAAUCUGGGAGGGAACGUCAAAGGCCACACUCCCUCCUGCUGUUUCACCUCGUUCCCAAGAUCCUCCGACCACCGGGAUCUCCCUUCCAGAUCCACAAUCUCCAAUCACCUCAAAUCCCUCGGUGUCUCCGUCGCCCCGACACAGUGGUACCCCAGGGCAUGAGGGCAGGACAAUGCCAACCUCCUCCGUUACUGCCCAGGUUGGGUCACGAGACCAAGAGCUUACCCGGGUCCUUCCAGCGAUGUCCAGUUCAGACCAGCUCCAGGAGGUGACCACAGGAACUCAGGAUAAAGCCACGGACCGGGCAGACAUUCACCUGGGCAAGGGGAUGGGCACCACGCCAGGGAGGAUCAUCGCCAUGGUAACCUCCCCAUCAAAUGGCCAGGGCAGGGAGGAGAUCCGGAGUGGAGGGGUCACCCACAGUGACGGUCCCACCUUACCCGGAGGCAAAACUGUGGGAGCCGCUGCCGGGGACAGGCACCUCCGAAUUUCGGAAGACUGGAACAGACCCGCGCAGGAGGGCCCGGAAGGUCGAAGGUCACACAUUGGCUUGAUGCUGGUCUGCCUGUUCGGUGUGGCAGCUGUAGCCCUGCUCAUUUGGGCAGUGUUGGUGCGGGGAUCCGGUGGGAAGGUGGAUCGAGUGGGCGACCAUUACCUUCUGCAUCCCGGCAAAGGUAAGGAAGGUCCGCACAGCCCCUCGGGGGGCAUCUAGGUGUCCGCUACCACUGGCUCGUUCAGAAACCAAAGGGCUGGAGUUGAUGUGAGGGCCCAUUCCCACCAGGAGGAGGGGGGUUUGGGAAUGUUAAAUUAAUCUUCAAGAACGGCAUGAAUAUCCGGGAUGGAUCCCACAAGGGGAUGUGCCGUCCUCCCUACCCACUGCGAGCCUACACGUGACUCCUGCCCCGUUCCCGAUGGGGGUACGCUCUCGCCUCGGAUUACCAAGCCCCGGCUGCCGUGCCCCGAAUGCAAUCCCUCUCCUACGCGCCCC